CAUACUACAAACUACCAUUGAACUCAUCAAUCUUUUUUUGAUUUUUUUUUAUACCCAAUUAAAUAUUGAAUAAAAAACCCAAUUUGUAAUUUUUUCUACUCUUUCAACUAAGACUAUUCCUUAAUAUUCUAGGGUUUCAAAAUUUGGUAAAUAAUUCUUUAAUUUUUGAGCCCCUCAUCUUGUUCUUCCCCAAAAACCAAGUUCUUUACUUUCUGUUUUAAAUUCCAAGCGCACGUUUUUCCUAAUUCACGUUCUUAGUUGCAGAAUUAGUCUCUGAAAUUUGGAUUUAUUUGGGUUAAUUUUUUUUGGGGUUGAUUUUUGUUGUUCAUCAUUUUUGUUUUGAAGGGAUUAUUAGGAGAAAAUUAUCAAUUGGGGAGUUUGUUUCUGUAUUUGAUUCUUGCAGAAAAGUUGCUGAUUCUUGUAAAUCAUCUUUCCAUUUCUGUUCGUGUUCUUGAAUACUGUGUGUUUGGUUUGAAGAUGUGGAAAUAGAAUUAAUCAGUAUAUGGUGUAACUGUGUAAACGAUGGGUUGUGUUUAUGGUAAAUGUUGUAAGCGACAUCACGCUAAAGGGAAGGAGAAUGGUUGUUUAUAUGGCCAAUCUGGGGUCCAAGGAAGGCCGGUUUUUGCUGAGAGAUCAUUAGAUUCUAUCUCUGUGCCUUCACACAAUUUCUGUUUGGAGUAUUCGGUCCUUACGCAACGAGGGUACUAUCCCGAUUCACCUGAGAAAGAAAAUCAGGAUUGUUAUUGCAUUAGGACACGAUUGUGUGGCAAUUCGAAUAUUCAUUUCUUUGGAGUGUUUGAUGGACAUGGUCAAUUUGGUGCUCAAUGUUCUAAUUUUGCGAAGGAUAGAUUGGUAGAGAUCUUGUCUAAUGAUUCCUCUUUGUUAAAAGAUCCUAUAAAAGCUUAUAAUGAUGCCUUUCUUAGGACGAAUGAGGAAUUACACAACAGUGACAUAGAUGAUGCAAUGAGUGGUACAACAGCAAUUACUGCUCUUGUUAUUGGGAAUACACUUUAUGUUGCCAAUGUGGGCGAUUCUAGAGCCGUGAUUGCUCUUAAGAAGGGAAAUCAGAUAAUUGCGCAAGAUCUAUCUCGUGAUCAGACUCCAUUUAGGCAAGAUGAAUAUGAGAGGGUGAAGUUAUGUGGGGCUAGAGUUUUGAGUGUUGAUCAAGUGGAGGGUUUGAAGGAUCCAACUGUACAAACAUGGGGUGAUGAGGAGACUGAAGGCAGUGAUCCUCCUAGAUUGUGGGUUGAGAAUGGAAUGUAUCCUGGCACAGCUUUCACAAGGAGUGUUGGGGAUAGCACAGCUGAAAAUAUAGGUGUUAUAGCUGCUCCAGAGGUAUCAGUGGUUCAACUUACACCAGAUCACUUGUUCUUUGUUAUUGCAAGUGAUGGUGUCUUUGAGUUCCUACCAAGCCAGGCAGUUGUUGAUUUGGUUUCCAGUAAUCAAGAUCCUCGAGAUGCAUGUUCUGAAAUAGUAGGAGAAUCAUAUAAACUCUGGUUAACUCAUGAAAGUCGUACUGAUGAUAUUACGAUCAUCAUUGUGCACAUCAAAGGUCUUUCUAAUUCGAAUGCAGGGCUCACUGGUCAAGUGAGUAAGGGAGAUGCAAAACCACCUUCAGCGAGGAUGAAAAAUGCUGCUUCUGACUUAUCUGAUACUACCAGAUCUGACUUAAACCCUUCAGAAAGAAAUAGUCCCUCAGAUCAGCAGCCUUGUCGACCUAUAAUUUCUGUUGAUCAAAGUGCUGUUACUCUGUCUCCAUCGUAUUCUCAGCCAGCAUGAUGAUUGAGUUGCUUGGCUUGGAUUAAUUUUAAGAAGCACUGCAUCAUUUUUGCUGAUCUCCUCGUGAAAUGACUAAUGGAAGUUGUUGAAUGCAUGCUACGGACCAGAAGAAGCGGGAAUUUCUGUCCAAAAAUAAUCUGUUGGCCUGCUGAUGUUUGCUUCUUAGCUUUUUUGGGAGCGAAUUACCCCCUUUUUUGAAGUAUGAUCUUAGAAGUAAAUAAGAUGAGAGUUUGCGGGUGAUUUGCCUUCAUGUGUUUUUCUCUGUCAUCUGCAACAUACGCUUCUCAGUUUUAUGUCUUCUCAGAUUAACAUUUGCCAACGAUAGCUACAGAUGAACAACACUUCAGCAUAGUGAGACUCUGGGAUCUAACUGCUGACUGUAUCAAUGUAUUUGAAAGAAAAUUACGUUUGACAACCAUGACUUUAGUUCAAAUUUUGAAUGAUUCUAUUUGUGAAUCAUUGAUUACUGAAUAACAUACUGUUAAUUCAUGGUUAUGAUUAAUGAUUCUUAUUGUA
Chenopodium quinoa (quinoa) is the source of this 2295-nucleotide messenger RNA. Its product is annotated as probable protein phosphatase 2C 35. The transcript is spliced from 6 exons. Gene Ontology annotation, cellular component: nucleus; cytosol. NCBI's taxonomy places the organism in Eukaryota, Viridiplantae, Streptophyta, Magnoliopsida, Caryophyllales, Amaranthaceae. The record is from RefSeq and is a predicted model, not a curated record. Gene Ontology annotation, molecular function: protein serine/threonine phosphatase activity; cation binding. Bases 523 to 1779 code for a protein of 418 amino acids. Gene Ontology annotation, biological process: protein dephosphorylation.